This is a messenger RNA of Triticum turgidum subsp. durum (durum wheat), 1659 nucleotides long. NCBI's taxonomy places the organism in Eukaryota, Viridiplantae, Streptophyta, Magnoliopsida, Poales, Poaceae. The record is from the annotation of a GenBank genome assembly.
AUGGAGAUCCCCCGCAGCCUCGGCGUCCAGGACAACGAGGAGGAGGAGGAGUACGACAGCGUCUUCUACGAGGACAUCGAGGCGCCCAAGUUCGUCGACCUCACCGCGCCCGACGCCGCCUGCCCCGCCGACGACCCCUCCUGGUUCUGCCUCCGCGUCGGCUGCGACCAGAGUCACGAGCACGUCGACCCGGAGGCGCUGCACAGGAGCUUCGUCAUGCGGGUCAUGGCGGCGAGGAGCCCCAACGUGAGGCUGCACAAGGCCAUCAGCAGGCGAAACCAGAGAUCGGAUUUGUUGACCCCGUGCAGCUCGACGCUGCCGAAAUGCCCCCACUCGGCGCCGGCGAAGCCGCCGAGGACCCGGAUGACCAGGCUGAGCCUGGCGACGGGGGCGGCCGAGAAGGCGGCGAGGGACAGGCUGCAGGGCCACCGGAUUCGCGGCCUGAGGGAUUCCCCGGUCCGGACCAAGGCGGCGAGGGUCGAAGCGUCCAGCGCGAGGAAGAAGGCUCUCACCACGCCCAGGAGCAAGACCGUGCGGCCGAGGCAGGAGCCCUUCCUCAGCGUGAAGCACCAGAAGGGGCCGGUCGCGACGGCGGCGGCGGAGAUCAAGGGGACGGUGGUGAAGGCGCUGUUUAUGAGCACGCCCAAGAAGGAGACGCCGGCGAAGAGCCAGGCUCCUCCCGUGGCCGAGGUCUGCUCGAAGAUGAAGAAGCUCAACCUGGCGUGCCGGGAGGUGCCUAGCAGGUACCUGUCGCAGCUGCCCACGCCGAAGAUCGCCAAGAAGUGCGAGGAGACGGCGGCGGUGGUGAAGAGCGCGAAGAGAGUACAGGAGCCAAGGAAUGGGAAGAAGAAGAUGAUCUUGGGCUGUUCGGCGAAAUGCGCCAAUGCUGAAACAGACAAAGAGAACCGAAGUGGCCGUGAGAACAUCAACGCGGACGAGAACUCGUGUAAACGAACUGCAAGGCGCAAUUGGGGGCAAGAACCCAAGGAGGUGGUGCAGGGAUCACGGGUUGAGGUGGUGGAGCCAUUGCAGCCCGACAUUCAUGGCGACGACAAGGAGAAUGCGCCAUGCGGUGAUCAGCUCGCCGAGCAAGCCUUGAAUCGGGAGGAUGAAGAAGAUGAAAACAGCAAGCAGUCGGAGAACAGUGAGAAUGCUCCUCAAAAGGUGCUUAAAAGGCAGAACAAGGUAGUGAAUGCAGAGCAGGGAGGAAAGCUCAAGAAAAAUACCAUCCUAAGGCCAUUCAGGCUAAGGACUGAUGAAAGACAGGUGUUGAAAGAUGCAAUUCCAGAAAGAAAACCGACGGUCGCCGAGAAGAACAUCAUGCCAGCACUGAAGGGUGAAAAUAGGCGAGUGAUGCAAACUGGAAGAUGCCCUGAUGGAAAGGAAAGAGAAAAACUGACUUGUGGCGAAAAGCAGAGGAAACAAAUUACAUACACCGCCACGAGUCGGCUUGGUGAAUCUAAAACUGUUUUGAGUAGCAUCCGGCCCAACAAUGUGAGGCCUGCGCUGACUAAAGGCAAAACCGUAGAGAAAUCACAGAGGGCAGCGUCAUCAACAAGAACAGCCAAAAUAACAAGUGGUUUCACAGCACCCUCUCAAACUGGAGAAAAGAGGAAGGCCUCGAUGAAAACAUCCAGGCUCCAAGCAGCAGCAGCUUGA